CUCUACGACUGCCGACUGUCGUUUGUUUCCACCGCGCUGCAGGCAUUCUGCUUUGCUUUCAGCGGCCAGCUGCCGCUUGCUGUCAUAAAAACAAACCAUGUGCCGUUGGUUUGAAGUAAAACCAGGCAAUAAAAUGGUUUCUUGCGGUGUAUAAGCGCGGCUAGGCGAUGCCCACGAUGAACACAGACACCGCCGACCCCUUAGUGUCCAUAAUCAUCCCCAUUCGCAAUGGAGAAAACUGGAUCGACACUUGUCUUCAAUCUGUUUUAAACCAGGCAGCGUUGAGCUUCAUGAAAAUUGAGGUUUCCGUUUGUGACGAUUCCAGCACCGACCAGACUCCGGAAUUACUUUAUGCGUGGAAGUCUAGACUGGAAGCGCGGUCCAUUCCUGUCAAGAUUUUUAGGAAUCAAAAGCAAGAGUCGGGAGGGGUCGGUUACGCUAAAAACAGAGCAGUUGAAAAUUCUUCCGGGGAAUAUCUGUGCUUCCAAGAUGUGGAUGAUAUCAUGCUGCCGUGUAGGAUUCAGGCCCAGUAUGCUGUUGCGAAAGAGAACGAAAAUGCAAUUGUUGGAGGGCGAUUUAGAAGAAAGCCGGAAAAUUCAACCGCCAGAUUUACGCGAUGGGCAAAUACAACCGCUAGUGAUAAACUUGAGGAACAAAUCUACACUUCACACGGACCCACGAUUAUUAUGCCAACGUGGUUUUGCCACAGAUCCGUGUUUCAAAGAGUCGGUGGUUUCUGCGAGGCUGGUGGCGGUUGUCCAGAGGAUUUGAUAUUCUUUUACUCGCACCUUGACCUCGGUGGCCGGAUCCUGAGGGUUGAUGAUACGGUUUUAAUAUACGUGUAUCAUCCUCAAGCAGAGACUUUCUCGAUUUGCGAGCAAACGAUAUGGGAUCUAAGAGUUGCGCGUCUGGAAAGACUCGUUCUUCCUUUGUGGGAUAAAUUGACGAUAUGGAACGGCGGGAAACAAGGCAGACGAUUAUUACGCAGCCUGCGUCCUCAGUUUCGGGACAAAGUUGUGGCCUUUUGCGACGUAGACAAGCAUAAAGUCGGACAGAAUUACGUAUCGUAUGAACCAGUUCGAAAGAAAAUUGGACGACCGAUUCCGAUAAUUCAUUACACCAAAGCUAAGCCUCCGUUUAUAAUUUGCGUGAAAAUGGACAUGACGAACGGCGAGUUUGAAAAAAAUUUGGAGUCCUUGAAUUUGAAAGAAGGAAAAGAUUACGUCCUGUUCAGCUGACCCGUCUACAUUGAGCCCGAUAGUUUUAGAAACGAAAACGAAGACGAAUCAUGAGUCAGAACCUGCCGAACCUCGUAACCGCAAGAAUUGGGUAAGUUGAAAAUACGGUUGCUUAUCAUACUUGUAGACCCUAUAUUGAAACAAAGUUUCGUCAAAGUUACCAAGGGAUUCUGGGGAAAAAAGGGCGCUGCAGACACCAGCAGUCGACAAUCUCCUUAUCCUCAACCGGUUUGCUUCCUUCACUGUGGUAAAAAGUUUGACUGCGAUGGUUUUUCUGGUCGGUAAGCUACGCCGAGGGUGUUGACUUUCAACCAGUUUGGUCUAUUUUAUCCGGAUUUAAUAACCCGGGUCUGAAUAAUUCUAGCAAUUUCCAAUGGUUGGUAUCUUGACUUUUUUUUUUUUUACCAAUUUUAACACUGAAAGAAACAUUAAUGUGAAGUACAGGUUUUACUGUCGUAUUGGAAAUUGAGUUUAAAGAUGUAUAAUUCAAUUUUUAUAUGCGCGUUUAUUCAUCCGCCGCUGUCGUGUUACGAAAACAGUAAAAAACAUAAUGUAUAUAUCAAGGUACAUAAAAAAUAAUAACGAAUUAUCUAACGUAUAUUACAGCAUUUUUCUCUCCGUCUUUUUCACUCUUAUAUCCUUGUUCCACCUCUUCAAUUCUUAUUC
Molecule: messenger RNA, 1904 nt
Organism: Diprion similis
Lineage: Eukaryota; Metazoa; Arthropoda; Insecta; Hymenoptera; Diprionidae
Product: UDP-GlcNAc:betaGal beta-1,3-N-acetylglucosaminyltransferase-like protein 1
Exons: 9
Coding region: 168-1238 (356 amino acids)
Source: RefSeq, a predicted model, not a curated record